Messenger RNA from Globicephala melas (long-finned pilot whale), 3586 nucleotides. RefSeq names its product metallo-beta-lactamase domain containing 1 (gene MBLAC1). The record is from RefSeq and is a predicted model, not a curated record. Lineage: Eukaryota; Metazoa; Chordata; Mammalia; Artiodactyla; Delphinidae.
CAGGGCGUUGAGACAGGUUUCGGGCUUGGGACUGCGCAGCCGCGAUCCGCGCAUGCCUGAAAACGCGACGGAAUUAAGUUACGUGCGCGGCGACGCCUGGGCCGCCAUACUUGGGUGACGGGAGCUCGCAGAGGACAAACUCCCACGCGCUUUUCCCGUGUCUCUUCUUUCGUCAGAGUGAGGCAAGACCUAAGAGGAGCUAAAACUAGGUCCAAGGUAGAGAGCGGCUCCAGUUAGAAUGAAGAAAAUAACAAGGUUAUCUCCGGAGGGUGGCGGUUGAGGACCUCACACGCGAGCUGGGUGGUGGCCGAAGACGUUGAGGGACGAGUGCAUUCUCGCCGAAGUUCAGUUGGGCGAUGCCAACUUAAGGGUCUGAGAGGGGUGGCAAGGAACUGAGAUUCACUCCGCGGAGGCUGGGCGAGUGCGGAAGCCCGAAGGGAGCGGACAGUCGCCGAAGGCCCCACUUCCUUUCCCCAGCCCAUCCCUCUCCGGCCAUGAGCGGUGUAGUGCGCACCGAGCCGCUGCGCGGGGAGCCUCCGCUGCGGGUGCCCGGCGACGCCUUUUCUGUGGUGGUUCUGCUGCAGGGCUACGCGGAGCCCGAGGGGGUCGGCGACGCCGUGCGCGCCGACGGCUCCGUGACCCUUGUUCUGCCCCAGGCCUGGGGCCCGGCCUCCGGCCACCGAGAGCCCCCGCCCGAGGGCUACGAGGCGAAGACCGCCCUGGAGGAGGCGGCCCGUGGCCCCAUCCUCGUGGACACCGCGGGGCCCUGGGCUCGAGAGGCACUCUUGGGGGCCCUGGCGGGGCAGGGCGUGGCCCCGGGAGAUGUGACUCUCGUGGUGGGGACCCACGGACACUCGGACCACAUCGGGAACCUGGGGCUGUUUCCCGCGGCGGCCCUGCUGGUCUCGCACGACUUUUGCCUCCCCGGGGGCCGCUACCUCCCCCACGGGCUGGCUGAGGAGCAGCCUCUGCGGUUGGGGCCGGGACUCGAGGUGUGGGCCACGCCCGGCCAUGGUGGCCAGCGGGACGUGAGCGUGGUGGUGGCUGGCACGGCCCUGGGUACCGUCAUGGUAGUGGGCGAUGUGUUUGAACGUGAUGGGGACGAGGACUCGUGGCAGGCGCUGAGUGAAGACCCGGUGUCCCAGGAGCACAGCCGGAAGAGGGUCCUAGCCACUGCCGACGUGGUCGUGCCUGGUCACGGAGCCCCCUUUAGGGUGAUCAGGGAAGCCUCGGCGCCAGAGACAGAGGGUCUGGGGAACAGCCGGCCAGAUCUCGUGAUCGGAGACAAGGAGCCCACGGUGCACCGAUAAACCCCAGUCUUGACUGAAUGCCUUUCAGGGACCCCAGCCCCCCACCCCCAGACAAGAAACUGACGUCCAGGACACGAGAGGAUGUGUCAGAGAGGAGUCAUGGGUUGUCACUUCCAGCCCUCGCAGGAGGCCAGUUUUCCAGCGAGGACAGAGUACUUUUGCCACAGCUGUCACCAGUAUCACUAGGACCAAGGACUGGCACAGCUUUGUGACACCUCUCGGGCUUCAUUAGUAAAAUGGCAGAAUGUUCUUGGGAGAGUCUUCCAAAAUAAAAGUAGAAACUGCAUUGAAAAUCAUACUGCCCUUCAACUAUUCUCCAAUAAAAAAUUAAAAAAAGUCAUACUGCCCUAAAUGUAAAUGUGAAGCGUUCAUAGUGAUAAUCAUGCAGAUAUAAUCCAGCAAGUGCAACAAGGAGACGCUUUGGCGAUACAUCGCCUGUUUCUCAGAGGAAGCAGCUUGCUGAGAGAAGGUGCAGGGCAGACAGGUAUUCUAGUCAUCUGACUUUAAGUUAUUAAUUCGUUCAAUGAAUGCUGCUUAACACACCUGCAAUGUCUCAAGCACGGCUCGAGGUCACGGGGAUACAGCAGUGAGCAAGCCAGACAAACUCAAGGAGACAGGACACCUUUCUCUUUAAUGAAAUUGUUCAGAUGUGCAAGGGAUUACAGUAAGUGUGAUCACAGUAAGUGUCCUGAGGUUGGAACCACACAACAGACCAGAAAAAAAAGAUGCUAUAGUCUGUGCCCAUUCAUGCUCUUCGUCCUCCUUCAAUAUUAAUAAAAUGUAAUGGAGAGUCCCUACCUUUUGUUGAACUCAUAAUUGAGUUUUAGCAUUUUAAUGAUUAUUCUUUAUGAUUUGUAGGGGCCACAUGGCCCAUAAUGCACAAUUAGAGGUUAGAUGCCCUUUCCAAGGUCAUUGGCUCUAUACAACUUUUGUAAAUAUGACUGGUACAUUACUUUUAUUAUUCAGUUAGCUUUGGCAAUCAGGAACUUAAGACAUAAUUGGAUCACGUCAAGUACAGUUACAUUGCACAUGAAUCCAAGAAAAGAAUGUGAUGAGUACACCACAAGUUUAAUUCAGGGUUUUCUAAUUGUUUAAUCCUAAAAUACAGUUCCUCUCAUCUCACUGGAACCCACACACUAAAUUAAGGACUUCUGGCUGCCAGAAUUCAUUUGUGUUCUUGGAUUUUCACUUUGAAAACUUCCAAAGGAGCCAAGGAAUCCUGCUGAUAGCAGAGUAAGCCUCAGCUAUGGAAGUCAAACUGGUGAUAAAUAUGAAGAAAACCGUAAUCAGUUUUAAUGAUACAAAUAGCAUAGUGCCUGGACCAGGGGAGUCCAGGGAAAUGUUCAGCGUAGUUCAUGGGUGGAAUUCAACAAUUUUUUUUUUCAUACACACACACUGUAUUUUAUUUUUACAAGAGAUAAAUAGACUGACACCGAGCAUUGUAAAUGGAUGACCACAACAGAAGCAACAAUGACUGCAGUUACCAAACACGAAACACACUCACACUAUGUCAUAAUAUUGACAUUCAGUCCAGGAAUCCUCCACUGUAACAGCUCCUUUACUUUGCAGUGAAAAUUGAUUUGUACAUUUUUUGCCUCUGAGUCCUUGUGGGAUUUUUUUUUUAAUUCAAACAGAAAGUCACAAAACUUAUAAUCAUCCUCAUCAGUUCACUCAGUCCCGUGUAAUUAAUUUUUUUUCAUCUUGAUCUUUUGUUAGCACUUUUAUGAGUUCAUCAGUUUUCCAUUAGAGUUCUGAAAAUGCUUAUUCAUUCAGUUCAGCAGUAUAGUCAGUUACCAGAAACCUGUACUUGUCAGAGUCUUUUCCAUGAAUUCCUUGAAGAUGUGAGUGUAAAAUUCUUGGGUGUUUUUGUUUUGUUUUCUUAUAGUUUGUGGUCUUUGCAAGCAUUGUUCCACUGUCUUCUAGUGUUCAAUGUUGUUGUUUAUUAAUCUAAGUCAAUCUUAAAUUUUCUCUUAUAGGUGACUUAAACCUAUUUUGCUUAAAUGCCCAAAGGAUUCUUUCUUUAUUUUUAAAUGUCAGUGAUUUUACAAGUGAUGCCCUGAUGUUGGCUCUUUUGUGUCAGUUUUUUUUUGGUAUGCAUGUAAUAAUACAGAUUUCAAUCAUGUGAAAGAAAAAUGGUUUGAAUUAGAAUAAGCUGAAAAAUCCACAAUUGUGUGAAAUAUGGCAUGGAUUCAGCUCUGAAGUACAGAAACAAAUAAACAAAACCCAGGAGCUUAAACAAAUUAGAGAAAAAUUGUGUGUCUCACAUAAGGAGAAGU